AUGCACAACUUAACGCUCUUCGAGCCUGGAGGGGACAACGUGUCUUGCGGCGGCUCAUCUUUAGGCUGUUCCAAUGGGUCCAGCCUGGAGCCUCUGCCUCUGCCACUGCCGCAGCCCCUGGCGGUAGCAGUGCCGGUCGUCUAUGGGGUGAUCUGCGCCGUGGGACUGGCGGGCAACUCUGCGGUGCUUUACGUACUGCUGCGCACGCCGCGCAUGAAGACUGUCACCAACUUGUUCAUCCUCAACCUGGCUAUAGCCGACGAGCUCUUCACCCUCGUGCUGCCCAUCAACAUCGCGGACUUCCUGCUGAGGCGCUGGCCCUUCGGGGAGGUCAUGUGCAAGCUCAUUGUAGCCGUCGACCAGUACAACACUUUCUCUAGCCUCUACUUCCUCGCUGUCAUGAGCGCAGACCGCUACCUGGUGGUCCUGGCCACAGCGGAGUCGCGCCGGGUGUCUGGGCGCACUUACGGUGCAGCGCGUGCUGUCAGUCUGGCGGUGUGGGCGCUGGUGACGCUGGUCGUGCUGCCCUUUGCGGUAUUCGCUCGUCUGGACGAGGAGCAGGGUCGGCGCCAGUGCGUGCUGGUCUUCCCGCAGCCCGAGGCCUUCUGGUGGCGUGCCAGCCGUCUCUACACACUAGUGUUGGGCUUUGCCAUCCCGGUGACAACCAUCUGCGCUCUCUAUACCACUCUGCUCUGCCGACUGCGUGCUAUCCAGCUAGACAGCCACGCCAAGGCCCUGGAUCGUGCCAAGAAGCGCGUGACCUUGUUGGUGGCAGCGAUUCUGGCUGUGUGCCUCCUCUGCUGGACUCCUUACCACCUGAGUACCAUAGUGGCCCUCACCACCGACCUCCCGCAAACGCCGCUGGUCAUCGGCAUCUCUUAUUUCAUCACCAGCCUGAGCUAUGCUAACAGCUGCCUCAACCCUUUUCUCUACGCCUUCCUGGACGACAGCUUCCGCAGAAGCCUCCGGCAACUGGUGUCAUGCCGCUCAGCCUGA
This is a messenger RNA of Mus pahari (shrew mouse), 996 nucleotides long. RefSeq names its product neuropeptides B and W receptor 1 (gene Npbwr1). Gene Ontology annotation, biological process: neuropeptide signaling pathway. The transcript has a single exon. The record is from RefSeq and is a predicted model, not a curated record. Bases 1 to 996 code for a protein of 331 amino acids. Lineage: Eukaryota; Metazoa; Chordata; Mammalia; Rodentia; Muridae. Gene Ontology annotation, molecular function: neuropeptide binding; neuropeptide receptor activity. Gene Ontology annotation, cellular component: membrane; neuron projection.